Messenger RNA from Triticum aestivum (bread wheat), 2050 nucleotides. RefSeq lists its product as uncharacterized. Bases 324 to 1592 code for a protein of 422 amino acids. The transcript has 3 exons. Lineage: Eukaryota; Viridiplantae; Streptophyta; Magnoliopsida; Poales; Poaceae. The record is from RefSeq and is a predicted model, not a curated record.
GCUCCGGCGCUCCUCGGCCGUCCCCGGCCCUCUGCCUGGUCGCCAGGGACGUGCUACUCCCCGCGCCGGCUCUGGCCCUUUGCUCCGGCCAAUCCCGGUGCUGCUCGCCUGCUCGGCCGAACUCUGCCGCCCAAGACUUGCUGUCAACAAACUGCAAGCAGGCUGGGACAGGGAAAAAGAAGGGGAAGAUAUAUUUCAUUGCAAGUUUCAACACCCAGUGUUUCAGUUGGACUGAAUCAACUCCACAAAUUGGAACAACCAUAGAUUGGACCACCGCCUUUGGCUUCAAACAACCCGGCUUCAAUCUCAACUCGAGAAAGGCGAUGGAUCGAGGUUGGAUGAGUCAACCAAGAGCUAGUGCUGCUUACAAAGAUGGUGUCGAGCAAUUUCUGUCUUUUGCAUUCCAUGAUGUUCCGGCUGGUGAUAGAAUUCUCUGUCCUUGUGUAAAUUGCCGAAAUAAAGCUAUGCAGAGUUAUGAUGGAGUGAAAACUCACUUGAGAUGUGAUGGUAUUCUUCAAGGUUACACUAAGUGGGUUUGCCAUGGAGAGGAUUAUAGUGAACCAUCAUUUGCAUUUGCUCAUGUAUCAUAUAACAGUGGCAAUCUUUCUAUUCCUGGCAUCCCAAGGAAUGUUGUUGGAGAAGGCAACCAUGGAAGGUUGGAUGACAUGCCAGGACUAUUAAGUGCUGUCUUUGCUAUGGCUAACAGUUGUGAAUCUUUAUCAAGCACAUCUGAUGGUGAAUUAGAUGGCGUUGAAUUUGAGAAUAUGGUACCUAAUUCAGUUGAGGAUGAGAAUGCAGAUGCUCAAACAAGGAAGAAACCUGAUACAUAUGCAAGCUUCUUGGAGGAUGCAAACAUGGAGUUAUACCCUGGAUGUAAAGCAUUUUCUAAGUUGUCAUUUCUCAUCACCUUGUAUCACAUGAAAUGCUUACAUGGAUGGUCACAAGAAUCAUUUACAACGCUACUUGGUGUUUUGUCUGAUGCACUUCCACAGGCACAACUACCAAAGAAGUACUAUGAGGUACAAAAAAUCAUCCAUGGCUUAGGCCUUGACUACGAGAAAAUUCAUGCAUGCCCCAAUGAUUGCAUGCUUUUCCGAGGUGAACGAGCUGAUCAAGAGUCUUGCCAUGUGUGUGGCAGCUCGCGUUGGGUUACAAAUGAGAAGAAAGACUCCCAAGCUGAAUCUGUAUCUAAGCAGAAGAAGAAACCAGCCAAGGUGUUGCGUUACUUUCCUUUGAUACCGAGGAUUCAAAGGCUCUUUGCAACAACAAAAACAUCAGAUGACAUGCCUUGGCAUGAUGAGGGUCGUACCAAAGAUGGAAAGAUACGACAUCCAGCUGAUGGCGAGUGUUGGAAAGAUCUUGAUGCUAGAUACCCCAGUUUUGCUGCUGAUCCUCGUAAUCCGUGCCUUGGCAUUUCGAGUGAUGGAUUUAACCCUUUUCGGAGUAUGAGUUCAAAACAUAGUACUUGGCCAGUGAUGCUUAUCCCGUACAACCUACCGCCUUGGAUUUGCAUGAAAGAAACAUCUCUAAUUUUAUCGAUGAUCAUUCCUGGACCAGCUUCCCCUGGGAAUGACAUUGAUAUAUAUUUGUAGCCACUGAUUGAUGAGCUCUUACAGUUAUGGGAUGGUGUAGACACAUUUGACGCUUCCUCGCAGGAGAUAUUUCCACUCAAGGCUGCACCGUUAUGGACUUUAAAUGAUUUUCCAGCAUUAGCUUACAUGUACGGUUGGAGCACAAGUGGUAAAUAUGGGUGUCCAUCAUGUGGUCCUUCUACAAGAUCAUUUCGCCUGAAUAAGGGUAUGAAACUUUGUUAUAUGGGUCACCGUCGCUGGUUACCACAGGGUCAUGUAUUUCGAAACCGAAGAAGGCAGGAAUUUGAUGGCACUAAAGAGACAGAAUUGGCACCGACAACUAUGAGUGGUAGUUCAGCUUUGAAAAUGUUGCAAGGCAGAGUGUUUGUGUUAGGCAAAAAAGGCAAUAUAGCAAAGAAAGCAAAGGGCGGAAAGAAGGUCAAAAACAGUGAAAAAGAAAAUGAAAAGAAUCAAGAACC